AUGGGCACGGGUACCGUGCUCGCCAGAUUCGGCCUCAAGUGGCUCACAAUCGCGGUGGCCGUGACUCUCGCGUCCGUCGCCGCGCUCCACGCCAUCGACAACUAUUACGUCGUCCGUCACCCGCCCGUCUGCGCCGCGUCCGCCAACCGUGAAGUCUGCGUCACGGAGUACCGGAUCGCGCGCCGCUCCCUCGGCGCGGCGCCCGCGUCGACGCAGCAGGUGACGGCGGCGAUGAUCGAGUCGGCGCGCGCGAAGGUGGCGGCGGGACUGGAGCUGGUGAAGGAGAUUCAGACGGCCAACGCGGGACGUAGUGUGGAGGUUGAAGCCGUUAGCGACGACUGUGUGACCCAGGUGAGUGCGGCGCUGGCGCAGCUCGAGAAGUCUUCCUCCGCGAUCAGCGCCGGCAGCAACGUGAUCGACCUGCCCUACUGGCUGCAGACGGCGCAGACGCAACUCACCAACUGUCUCUCAGCGUACCGCGAAUUGGCGCCGUCCGCGCUCUCCACCCCCACGGGUGUCUAUCUCGCGUCGGAGUCCGCGUUGACCAAGUCAACGCUCGUCGCCGCCAUCGACCUCACGUCGCAAGCCGCCACCGCGGCGCGCUCGUCGCGCGGCCGCCAGGCGCUGGAGAAUGGCGGCGAGAGCAACGGGCACCCCGAGUGGCUGGAGACUGGACUAUACGAACAGCUGAAGGAGCUCCAGGCGCACAUGCAGGGGGACCACGACGGCGCGCAGGAGUGGGCGGAGAAGCGCCGCGGACUGCUCGGGCUCCCCGCGCCCACGGAAAUCCGCCGGCGGGAGUUGAGAAUCAAGGGGCACCACGCCGAUCUCUGGGAUAACGGCCGGAAGAAGGGCGGUCAUCCCAAAGGCGUCGGCGGGCACAAGCAGCUAUGGAAGAACGGGAAGAAGAAGGGGGGAAAUCAUGCCCCCGGUAUCGGCGGGCACGCGCACCUGUGGAACAACGGGAAGAAGGUCGGCGGAAACCACAAGAAGGGGGUGGGGCACCACCCGGGGAAGGGAAGGAACCGCAAGUCCGGAGGAGGCGGAAGCGGCGGCGGCGGCGGCGGCGGCAGCGGCGGCGUAUCCGGCGGGUCGUACACCCCGAGCUUGAAACCCGACGCGGUGGUGGGCAGCGGAGAGCAGUACUCGAGCGUGAAAUCCGCCGUGAACGCCGCUCCUAAGAAGGGCCGCUUCGUCAUCUACAUAAAGGCGGGGACGUACGACGAAGUGGUUCAGUUCGAUAACGAGGGGAUCAUCUUCGUGGGAGACGGGCCGGAUCGCACGAUCAUCACGGGCAGCAAGAGCAUGGGCGGCGGGUCGGGAACGACUUUCAAGUCGGCGACGGUGGGGGCGAAUCGCGACAAAUUCGUGGCGCUGGGCGUGAAGUUUGUGAACACGGCGGGGCGCGAGAACGAGCAGGCCGUGUCGAUGCGCGCUAGUGGGGACGCUUCGGCUUUCUUCGAAUGCGCGUUCGAAGGCUUCCAGGACACUCUAUAUGUGGACGCAGGAAGGCAGUACUACAAGAACUGCUACGUGGGCGGCACGAUCGACUUCAUAUUCGGCGACGCGGCAGUGGUUCUCGACAGCAUCGACAUUCGGCUGCACACGAGCCACUCCUUCGUCACCAUCACCGCGUCCGGCCGCGACACCAACGGCCCCACGGGGAUCGUGAUUCGGAACUCCAAGAUCAGCGCGGAUGCGGGAGUUACGGACGUGUAUUUGGGGCGCCCGUGGAAGAGCUGUGCGCGCGUGGUUUACGUCGACACGUACAUGCCUGCUGAGCUCAAUGCGGAUGGGUGGAGCACGUGGGGAGGGGACACGCGCGGCAGCUGUGUGUACUAUGCAGAGAAGGGCAGCACGGGGCCGGGCGCUCGCACCUCGCGAGCAUCCUGGGUGCACCCUGGGAUCAUCUCGGACGCCUCCCAGUUCGACCCUGAGCCGUUUGUUGAUCUGAGCACGUGGCUCGAUGUUGCGGGGAAGAACCCCAAGUGGUGA
This is a messenger RNA of Closterium sp. Naga37s-1, 1995 nucleotides long. The record is from the annotation of a GenBank genome assembly. Lineage: Eukaryota; Viridiplantae; Streptophyta; Zygnematophyceae; Desmidiales; Closteriaceae.